CAGGACCCGUCUAUCAGAGGAAUCUUUCAUUUCUCAGGUAAAGAGCAGAUGACUAAAUAUGAGAUGGCCGUCGCGAUCGCUCAGGCCUUCAACCUGCCGUCCAGCCACCUCAUCCCUCUGACGGAGCAGCCAGCGGCGUCGACUCUUCGUCCGAUCAACAGCCAGUUAAACUGUUCCCGCCUGGAGCUGCUGAACCUGAGCGUGGAGCCGCGACCUUUCACCUCCGCCAUCAUCGACUGUCUGUGGCCGUUCACACCGGACAAACGCUGGAGACAGACAGUCUUCCACUGACAGACGGGUGGAGGGAGACAGACUGACGAGUGGAGGGAGACGGGUGGAGGGAGACAGACUGACGAGUGGAG
Micropterus dolomieu (smallmouth bass) is the source of this 362-nucleotide messenger RNA. RefSeq names its product methionine adenosyltransferase 2 subunit beta-like. The coding region runs from base 49 to 291 and encodes 80 amino acids. Gene Ontology annotation, molecular function: methionine adenosyltransferase regulator activity. The transcript has 2 exons. Lineage: Eukaryota; Metazoa; Chordata; Actinopteri; Centrarchiformes; Centrarchidae. Gene Ontology annotation, cellular component: methionine adenosyltransferase complex. The record is from RefSeq and is a predicted model, not a curated record. Gene Ontology annotation, biological process: S-adenosylmethionine biosynthetic process.